Messenger RNA from Pseudoliparis swirei, 9309 nucleotides. RefSeq names its product chondroitin sulfate proteoglycan 4 (gene cspg4). The transcript has 11 exons. The record is from RefSeq and is a predicted model, not a curated record. NCBI's taxonomy places the organism in Eukaryota, Metazoa, Chordata, Actinopteri, Perciformes, Liparidae. The coding region runs from base 38 to 7012 and encodes 2324 amino acids.
CUUAACUUUUUCAGCACGACAAAAAAACAAAAAAAACAUGAGAGCCACGAAUCCGGUCCUGGUCGGUGCCUUCCUGGCCCUGCUGCUGCUCUGCCUGCCCAGUCCGGGUCAUGGAGAAUCCUACUUCGGGGACAGCCACUGCAGUUUACAAGCCAUCCAAGAUGUCUCCACCUUCCACCUGUCGGUGGAGAUCAAGACGGGUCGGCGGAGCGGGCUGCUGUUACUGGCUGCAGGAAUGGAGGACUACCUGUUCCUCGAGCUCCAAAACGGGAAAGUACAGGCACGAAUGAACAUGGGGGCCGGUGAGGUGACGCUGUCCUCGUCCCAAGGAGUGCAGCUGAACAACCUCCUGGACCACAAAAUCUCCCUCACACUGCAAGACGGCAAACUCACCAUGACAAUCGAUGAGCUCUUCCCAACAUAUGUUCCCGUGGAUGACGACAACGAACAGCUCAAUAUCGACAUGGGCAUUUGGCUCGGAGGAACCGGAGACCUGGACGCCCCCUACAUUACCAACGCCAUUCCCCCCUUCCGCGGCUGCAUGACUCAAGUCAAGUUUGAGUCCCACCAGUUUGAUAUUCUCAGCAAGGCGUUUAAACAAUGCCACGACACAAAGGAAUCCUGCAGCACCGAGUUUGAGGCCGGUGACGGGGAGGCAACUAGUUUCAGCACACCUGAUUCCUUUGUGUCCUUCCCGACAUGGAGCGGGGCUAGUGGCGCUCCAAGGGUGUUAGAAAUCCUCAUGAAAACCACCAUUGAGGACGCGUUACUUGUUUUCCACCCUGGCCGAGAGUCAGACUUUAUUGCUAUUGGUCUUGUGAAAGGCUAUCUCAAAGGCAUUCUGGACCUCGGCAGUGGCUUGGAGGUACUGGAGAAUACCCAGGUGCAGAUGGAUGAUGAUCAGUGGCAUAGAGUUAGGGUUCAAGUCAGUCGGGACUCUUUUGUCAUGAAUGUGGACAGCCAGUCUUCCUCCCUUCCUCUUGACUCAUCACAAACAUUGGACCUGGUUGGAAGCUUGUACCUCGGAGGCAUACAGGGGAAAAUGAAGCCCGUCUUUCAAGAGAGCGGUUCCUUAAGUCGCGUAGAAGAGGAAAUGACAGCAGAGUCCUUCAUUGGUUGUUUGGGGGAAAUCAAAGUGAAUCAGAAAGAUAGAAGCCUGCAGGACGCCUUGGUGACCAAAGACGUUCACGUUAAAUGUGAAGGAGAGGAAUACGACUACUCGAGUUACUACGACACGGACGCAACGACGUCGCCACCUGUUCGCAUCCGAUUUGUGAAUAUGGGCACCACCAACCAGCAUUGCUACCCGACAGAGGAUACGCCAGAGAUGUUCCGAAACGUGACAAACCUUCUUGACGUCACCCCUUUGCUUGUGCCCGAAGGUGGGGAAGCUACACUUUUUAUCGACAACCUAAAUCCUACGUUUGACCUCAGUGCUGUCGGAAUGCGUCAAUCCCAGAUCAUCUUCACUAUCCAGAAUGAUCCCUGGUACGGCUUACUUGAUAUUAACACGAAUACGAAACGCACUCAAAAGUUCACUCUUCUUGACGUCAUCAAUGAGAAGAUUAAAUAUAUGCACGAUGGGAACGAGAGGCACACAGAUCAAGUCCAGCUGCUUGUGGUUGCGGAAAGUAACGGCUACCUUCCAGAAUGUUUAAAGACUCCUCAGGAGUACGUCCUCCCGGUUGAAAUUCUUCCCGUCAAUGAUAUACCGCAACUUGGUGGAGGAGAAAUCACCGUCACGGAAAACGGCAGAACUCGUUUGAGUCCCGCCCUUAUCAAAAUCACAGAUUCUGACACCCGAUGUGACGAAUUAAUAGUAACUGUGACCUCAGAGCCUUCCAUGGAAGUCGGUUACUUGGAAAAUGGUCAGCAGCCAGGAAGGAGCAUUUCAGAGUUCACUUGCAGGGAAUUAAAAGAUGGAAAUAUCUAUUUCAUACACCGAGGGGGUAGAGCUGCUGGAAUUACUUUGGAGGUGUCUGAUGGACAGUCAGUAAGCCAUUCAACUACAUUUCAGUUAUCUGCGACACAGCCACACAUGACUAUUGUCACCAACACUGGCCUUCUCUUGUCUCAAGGAAGCAACGCUUCCAUCAGUAGUCAAAGUCUGGCCGUCGUCGCUCACCCUCGUAAUGGAGAUAUUAUGUAUAACAUCACGCAACCUUUGAUAUUUGGAGAACUACAAAUAAAGACGAGGGAGGGAAUGUACAAGCAGGUUACAACUUUCAGUCAAUUUGAUCUGGAUGAAGACCAUCUGAGUUAUGUCAGCACAGACUCGACUGACCAGGAAGAUAUUGUGACCGAGCGGAUUCAAUUCAACGUCCACCUGGGACAGUUCUCCCUCUGGAACCACACCUUCUUGGUCAAGAUCAUCCCUGCACAAGUGAAAGUUUCUACCUUGGUUCCCUUAGAGAUGGAGGCGGGUGAAGAGCAAACAAUCGGACUCAUGGAGCUUCAAGCCGAAGUAAGAGGGAAAAACCCAGAUCCUCAAACUAUAAAAUACAUCCUUGUCAAGCCUCCGACACUCGGUAGUCUCCAUUUGUCAGACAGAGAGUUGAAUGAGGGGGACAUCUUCACACAGAAGGACAUUUUGGACAAUAUGAUUAGCUAUGGUGUGCAUGUGCAAAGAUCUCUGGAUAGUACAGACCAGUUCCAGUUCAGAGUCCAUGUUGAUGAUCAGUUCUCCCCUCUAUACACCUUUCCAAUUACCAUCCUCGACAAUGCCGACGCUCCCGUUAUGACCAUUGAGAGGCUGGUUGUCUUGCAGGGUGGUGAAAAUACUCUGAACAAGAACUACCUUUGGACAGAGUCUCCGUUUUCUACAGAUUUUAUGUACCACGUCACAGAGGGGCCAAGGUAUGGGCGACUGAUCAGGGACUCCCCGCUCGGGCAGCCGAGAUUUGAGGGGGCGAUAAGAGUGUUCAGCAACGAAGACCUCCAGUCUGAAAGGCUCAUUUACAAGCACGACGGCUCUAAGACCAGCAGUGACGAGUUCCGCUUUUCAGCAACGGACCAAGGAGCGGAAAAUGCCGACGAGGGAACUGUUUAUGGAGUGUUCAGAAUAUCCGUCCAAUCCAAGAACGAGCACGCUCCCGUGAGGGUCGUGGACAAAGUCUUCAACAUAGUCCGCCACGGUCAGCGUCUGCUAACCACCGACGUCAUCCAGUUUAAAGACGACGACUCCGAUUUCAACGACACCCAGAUCGUCUACGCUCGCGAGGGAAUCCUCUCGGGCAACAUCGUCUCGACGUCAAACCCCUCGCAGCCCCUGUUCCGCUUCACGCAAGCCGACCUGCGAGACACGAACAUCCUCUUCAUUCACCACGGGGCCGACCGGGAGCGGUUCUCCCUGCAGGUGUCGGACGGCUUCCACAAGACCACCGCGCUGCUCGAGAUACAGGCGGGCGAGCCCUACCUCCGAGUGGUGAACAACACCAUCAUCGUCAUCGACCACGGAGGCACCAAGACCCUGAACACCACCCUGCUGAGCGCCGACUCCAACAUGGACAUCAGAGACGACGGCGAGAUCAAGUUCCGGGUCACGUCGCCGCCCGCCGACGGCAGGAUUAUCGUGAGCGGCAUCGAGGCGGCGGAGUUCACCCAGGAGGACCUGAAAAAGGGCGUCGUCUCGUACGAGCACAGUUAUGAAAGUCUCCGAUCCAAGGACACCUUCGGCUUCAGCGUCCAGGCGAGAGGACAUUCUGAAGAAGGCACAUUCAGGAUUAAAAUAUUCAAGCAAGGUUACCUCUCGGAGCCCGAGGUGAUUACCAAUGAGGUCAUCAUUUCCUAUGAGGGAGAGCACACUGUAAUCACCCAGGAUUAUCUCAAGGUGGAUCAAGCUGAUAUUCUUUCCACAGAAAUGGUGUUCACCGUCAAGGAACCCCCUCGCCUCGGCCACGUGGUCAAGCUGACGAACGGCUCGGACGCCGCGGCCUCGCCCGUCCUCGAAUACAUCCACUCCUUCACCCAGGAGGACAUCGAUCAGGGACGCAUUCUCUACGUGUCGGCAUCCAUCCAGGGCGACGACGCCUUCACGGUCGAUGUCAGCAAUGGUUUCACCACCGUGGAGGACCUGCGCGUCUCCGUGAACAUCGUGCCCCGGCUCAUCCCCGUCCAGACCUUCAACUUCACGGUGAAGGAAGGUUUCAGCCGGCCGAUAGACGCCGACAUCGUGAACAUCUCGCAUCCCUUCUACACCUCGGCGAACAUCGACUUUGUGGUGGAGGAGGCGCCGCAGCACGGCGAGAUCCGCUACCUGGACGGAGACGAAGUGACUUACUUUACAUGGGAGGAGCUGAAACUUGGACACGUCUACUACAUGCACGACAGCACCGAGAGCACGGAGGACAGUUUCACGCUCUCCGCCUCGGCUUACGAGAUCGAGCGCCGCAGCCUCCCCGUCUCCAUCUCGGUGACCGUCACGCCGGUCAACGACGAGCCGCCCAAACUGACGCGCAACACCGGACUGGAGGUCCUCGCCGGAGAAGAAGCAGAUAUCACGUCCAGCAUGCUGAACACCGACGACGACGACUCCCCGGCGGAGGAGCUGGUUUACCACGUCGAGGCGCCGACCGGCGGCGCCGUGGCGUUGAAGGAGGCGCCCGAAGACGCCAUCUUGAAUUUCACCCAGGCUCACAUCAACAAUGGGGAGGUCAUCUUCAUCCACGAGGGCGAGGAGUCCGGCGGCUUCAGCUUCACGGUGACGGACGGCGAGCACACGUCGCCUCUCUACCGGUUCGUCGUCACGGCCAGGCCUCUCACCAUCACCAUGGUAACGCAGGAGGAGCUCAUGGUGUUUCCAGGGACGAGGCAGUCCAUCACGAGUGCCAAUCUGGGGGCCGUGACCAAUGAGGAUGGCAAUGAGAUAAACUACUCUCUCAUCCGCCCCCCUCGCUUGGGGAGACUCAUACUGGCCAACGACAGGAACCAGUAUGAGGAAAUUACUGGCUUCUCACAAACACAGCUGGAGUCGGGCGUGGUCUACUACGAGCACCAGAUCCCCGAGGAGCCCUUCUGGGCGGUGAGGGACUCCGUGAAGCUGUCUCUGUCCUCCCAGCCGGCCCCCGAUGUCCGCCACAUCCUGCCCAUCUCCGUGUCUUACGGCGCCGCUCACAGCGGCGUCUCCUCGCAGCUGUGGAAGAACAAAGGUUUGGAAAUGGUCCAAGGCCAGAGGAAAGUCAUGGAUGAGUCCGUCCUCGAUGCCUCCAAUCUCCUGGCGAGCCUCCCGGAAGCUGAGCGUCGCGAUGUGGAUGUGGUUUUUGAGAUCCAGCGUUUCCCGGACCACGGUCGCAUCACCCUGGGGGGCCGGGACCUUCCCCGCAACGCCCCGUCUUUCAUGCAAGAAGACGUUACCCAAGGGUUGCUGGAGUAUCUCCACGACGACUCGGGGGCUCCCUCCGACAGCUUCUCUUUCAGAGCCCGUCUAAAGUCCGAGGGUCCGGCUCUGCCCCCGCCUGCCAAAGCCCUGGUCCUGGAGGAGAUAUUUAACAUCUCGAUCAAACGCCGCGGCUCCGACUCCCCCGAACUCGUCACCGUCGACAUGCUCUUGGAGGUUCUUCAGGGCUCCAUGACCCUUUUGACUCAGAAGCACCUGAACACUCAAGACGAGGACAGUCCGCCGGACGAGGUGCACUUCAAAGUGACCAAAGCGCCCGGCAACGGCCGACUGGUUGACUCCCUCACGAUGGACCCCAUCUCCGGGUUCUCGCAGGAGAUGAUCAACCGCGGGCAGGUGGGCUUCUUCAGCGACGGCAGCCUCGCCGAGGGCUUCAUCGAAUUCGUCGUGUCGGACGGCGAGCAUCAGACGGAGCCGCACACGCUCCACGUCGGCAUCCUCGCUCGCACCUUGUUUCUCGACAAAGCUCCCGAGAUCAAGGUGAAGCAAGGCGACGACGAGACCCUGGUGACCGAGGAGAUGUUGAGAGCCACCACCGGGGGUCCGGUUGAGGAGGACAUCCUUUACAAGAUUACAAGCGUGCCGAAGUAUGCAUCUGUCAUGGUGGAUCGGCAGCCGACGUCCGCCUUCACUCAGAAACAGAUCAAAGAAGGCCGGGUCAGCGUCCGCUUCGUCAAGUCCACUUCGCCUCGAGACAGCGUUGCCUUCGUGGCCAGUAGCAGGGCCGCCAAUGUCUCCUCGGUCCUCAACAUCACGGUCCAGCCUCUGGCCAACAUCGCUCAGGAUCCUCUCUUACCCCAAGGCGCUCUUGUCCAAUUGGACAGGAGGCUUCUGGAUGCGACUCCCCUGGCAAACAAAACCGGAAGCUCCCCCACGUUCACCGUCAUCCAACAGCCCCGCGGCGCUCGCUUCGUGAGGUCUGGAGGUCCUGGUGCCGGUCAGCCGGUGGACACAUUCAGCCAGAAGGAGCUGGAUGAGGGCCGGGUUGCCAUGGAGAUCCUUACCCCUUCUGGGUCCCAAGAUAGUGUCAGUCAGGACGAGGCCCGCUUCCUGCUCAAAGCCCACGGGGUCCCUCCAGCAGAAUGUGUGCUGUCCUUCCAGACGGGCCCCUACAAUGCAUCCGUGGUCUACCCUGCCACUCUGUUGAGGAUUCCCUCAGAAGUCCCAUCGAAGGACAGUAAUGACCUCCCCGGCGCCGGGUCCCCUCGUUCCACUUCAGCUAGCCCCCGCUGGAAGGGCGACAUGGACCGGACCCACGGAGACGGCCCCACAACGACGUCUUCUGACCCUCGCUCCAACGGGAAACCGCACGUGACCAGACGCAGCAACUUCUGGUCUAUUCUCAUUCCGAUCCUGGUGAUCCUCCUCCUCCUGCUGCUGGCGGCCAUCUUGGCCUGCUACCUGAUCCGUAAAAACAAGACGGGCAAGCACGACGUCCAGACCGCAGCGUGCAAGCCUAAAAACGGAGAGGUGGCCAGCGCGGAAACCUUUCGCAAAACCGACCCGGCUAAUAACAUCCCCAUGUCCAAUAUGGACGCCAAAGACGCGGACCCGGAGUUGUUGCAGCACUGUCGGACAACGAACCCGGCCUUGAAAAAGAACCAGUACUGGGUCUGAGACACUUUGACACAAGACACAGAGGGAGGUGAUCCGUCAGUGUUUGGAAGUCUCCUCAAAUCAUUCCUCUCAGUAUUAAAGACCUCUUGCCUCACCAGUUCAAAUGAAAAUUAUCUUUUCACACAAUUUGUUCUUUACUUAUCUCAACAUAACUGUGGACAAAUUCUCAGGCAACGAAACACUGAAUACUUAUUGGUAAAGAAAGGCGCUCGCGUAUCUAAGGAGGCUCAGGCCGUGUCUAUUUAUUUUAUAAUUUUUAGCAUUCCUCUUGUCAAAGGGCACAAAUAAAGACAUGAACAUGCCAUGUGUUUGCAAAAAAAGUAUCCUGGGUGUGCUCUGUCAUUGUAUUCCAUAUGAUAUCAUAGGCCAAUAAUAUUCAUUUCAGUGGAUAGGUGAUAUAAAGUCGUUGUGAUGUUUUGAAUUUAGUGUUUGAUUCAUCGGGAGUCGAUGAGCCUUGUGCAUAGACGAUGAGGUACAUAUAUGCUGUAUUAUCGAGAAGUUGAAAAACUGCCUCUUUGUAUUUUCUCUUUUAUUUUUCAAUAUUUUUUAAGGUACCGUCGUAGCCUAUUGUGUUUCUCAGGGCUAAAUUCAGUUUAAAGGAAAAGUGCAACAUUUUGGAAAAUGUUGGAAAGUAUUGCAAAUUAGAAGAUUGAUUCCACUACGAGGUUACAGCGAGGAGAUUUUAAUUUAGCUCAAUCUAAGAGAGAAUUAUCUAGGCUGGUUCCAUCCAGAGGUAAAAAUAUAUCCACUGUCAAGAGCCUCUAAAGUUUCUUACUCCCAAGUCGUCAAAUACUGCGAGUUAAUCAGUACGAAAUAAAGUUAUGGCGGGAGCAAAUUAGGAAGUUAGGUCAUGUAGUAUAAAAAGCAACCUGGUAUUUACUAUAACUACCUGCAAGGCAAAGUAUUAUGAAAGUAAAAGUAAAUUUUUUAUUUUUUAUUUUUUAUUUUUAUAGAAUACUAUGGAUAAAGCAUUCAUGAAAACACCCCACAAUGAACACUAUUACGCUGUCUACUCGAUUACUAAAAGGUAAUUAUUUGUUUCCAUUGUACUUUUGUUGCCUAAACCUUAAAACAACGUUGUGGAAACCGGAAGUUUAUUUUGAAAGGACAAUAAGAGGAAGUUGAAAAAAAAUGGCGGUAGAUACGAACCUAGAGCGUCAUAGUUUAAUGCGCAGUGCCGCUGAGGGAACUGUCGCAAUAGAGGAGUUGGGAGUGAGGACGUGUUGUAAAGUGUUUCACGGGGGGUGACGAGGCAGAAUAAUUCUGACCUGGCUAGCUGAAACGAGCUAGCUGUCUAGCUCAUUUCAGCUAGCUUGUUUCAGCUAGCCUGUCUGCUAGCCUAAGAUCACUGUUGUGACGUCACAUUUAACAGACAGGAUAUGACAGCGCCAUAUUUCCUCUAACUCACAGCGAAUAAGCCCAAACGUGUCCCAAAACUAUUACUUUAACGUCUUCACACGAUAAAGUUUCAGUAGUUUAGCUUUCGUGUGGAAAAAAUAUAUAUUUAAAAUAAAAUACAUAUUGAAUUUAGCUCGGAGUUAUGUCAUCCUCCGUCGUAGGUUAUUAUUUCUACACGCUUCCAGAGUGCUUGUAAAUAUUCACUGGACUUAAAACUACACAGUAUACAGUUUGCAGGAGGUUAAAGUUGGUCUUUAACAGGCCAAGUGAGGUCAGGCAAGGUCAUCUCACACUGGGAGGUUUCCUGGGAUGAGGAUAAUGAAUACAAUGCUCCGAUUAGGUACAUUGAGGUACUUUUUUUAAAAUCUUCACAGCUUUAUUUUAAGCAUUCCAUGUGUAAGCUAAAUAUAAAAAACUGUCAUAUAUUGAAAAUUACAUUUUUUUUUACUCUUUAGACUUGUUUUGUAUGUUGAAACUGAGAAGCAUUUUACUGUAAAUCAGUCUCCUUUUGUUCCUGUCUGUACGUCUUUAUCCCGAGAGUCUUUAUCUGGUGGACGGAUGUUGAAUGAAGUUCUUCAAGUGAAGGAGAAAGUGUAAAGAUUUUUGGGGGUUUUGGGGAUUCACUAAAAAAAUGACUUUUCUAAAAGGUGUUUUAACUAUUUGCUGUACAUUUCUUUUCUCAAACUGUAUACCGAUGACACCGUAUUCGUUGUUAGUCAUAUACUGAUACAAUAGUUUAUUUGCAGUAUUCAUCGCCUAUUGAAUUUAUGUUGUUGUAGCUUCGAGAGCAGGAAAUGUGAGAUUUUAACAGACCGCACCGAGCUCAGGAAGGGAAGUGUUCGAGUAGGUUGUGUGACGUCUUUUACAGAUAGCUGAAAUAAAAUUAUUGGUUUCCCCUU